This is a messenger RNA of Lactuca virosa, 492 nucleotides long. The record is from the annotation of a GenBank genome assembly. Lineage: Eukaryota; Viridiplantae; Streptophyta; Magnoliopsida; Asterales; Asteraceae.
AUGGGCGGGAAUUUGAUGCAUAAGAGUUCCCUGGUAAAGACACGUGUCAAGUUGGAGGUGCAAAAGAGGGACACUUGGCAUCCAAAGACAAGUACGAGUGUUGGCACAGCUGUUGUUCCUGCACCAAAGUUACCAUCUGAAAUUACUGGAAAGACUGUUGAGGAGAUCAUCAAGGAGUGGAAUGUGGAGCUCCAGGAAAAAACCGGAAAGUUCCGAAAGCAAGCUAAUGCACUUGCUGACUGGGACAAGAUAAACAAAACAAACAGGCAGAAGUUGUUAAAGUUGUUGAGACCCAAUCAAACCAUGAGCGCCAGCUUGAACUUAUCGAGACUCAUCAGCAAGGGUUUGACAAGUCUUUACAAUGUGUGGAAGAAGAAGCUGAGCGAAUAUACAAAGAUGAACAUGACUUACUUCUUGAUGAUGAAGCAGCUUCAACCAGAGAUGCAAUGUAUGAGCAAGCUGAAUUCACAGAGAGAGAAAUGGAACAAAUGA